This is a messenger RNA of Gambusia affinis (western mosquitofish), 1938 nucleotides long. RefSeq names its product calcium binding protein 2b (gene cabp2b). The coding region runs from base 817 to 1809 and encodes 330 amino acids. The record is from RefSeq and is a predicted model, not a curated record. Gene Ontology annotation, molecular function: calcium ion binding. The transcript is spliced from 6 exons. NCBI's taxonomy places the organism in Eukaryota, Metazoa, Chordata, Actinopteri, Cyprinodontiformes, Poeciliidae.
CAUGCAAGAGCAAUGCAGAUGUGAUGCGUUUUUAGCUUUUCAUCAUUGCACUGCAGCUGAGGCUGUUGUGUCUCUCCAUCCAUCCGUCCCCCUCCUCUUACAGCGAUGGGGAAAAAUAAAAUAAGAAUCCAAUCUGUGUUACAACAGAAAGGACUCAGAAGGAGAUGCGUGGAGAGAAUUAGAAAAGACAAAAAAAAAAAAGAACAGUAGCAUAUCCUCUGAUGACAAGAGAAGAGAGCGGUUUACCUGUGAUGAAGGAGAAAGGGUGGAAAAAAGGGCGAGGAAGGAAAGGAGAGACAGAGGUCGACAUUUUAGAGGUAGAUAACACAAGGAAGGUGAAGUUCAGGAGGUAUAGAGUGUCAAAGGAUCAGCAGAUAGCUGUCAGGGGCAGAGGUGCAGGAACUCAAUCCCAGAGCCAAGACAACAGAUGAUAAUAAAACCUCCUCACCUGAGCUCACCAGAAGACAGAAAUGAACAGAAGCAUCAGGAAAACAGGCAGAGGAAACACAAGGAGCUAAAAAAGCAGAAGAAAGGAAGAACUGAGCUCUGUUUCUGCUCUGCCUUCAUUUUAUGCUACAGUUUUUUUUCCUUUUUUAUGUACCUCAAAAGUAGAGAAUGGUGGAACAUUUUCUCAAAGCACAAUCUGACAAGUUCUCUUUUAUUUAGCAGAGUUUGGGAGGACUUCUCAAGAAGCGAGCUGAAAUAAAAACCAAGCAGCCGUGGUGCAGAGGAGAGGAGUGAAGGGAAGAGAGAGGGCGAGGGAGGGGGAGGAAGGAGAGAGCGUGGUGUCUGCGCGUCUGAGCCUGUCACAGCGAGAUGUUCAUGCUCAUUCGAGAGCCGUCCGCCGGAGCAGGCGGUGGAUCAAUGAGCACACCACCGGAGAGGAGCGCCAAGCAGAUUCAGGCCUCGAUCAAGAGGAAGAUGGAGAGGCAGAAGAGGCGAAGCAUCGAGCAGGGCAUGCUCAUGGCUGAGGGUCUGGGCGCCACCCACAUGCCUCCGCAGCGUCAGAGAUUCAGACAGCCGCCCCAGACGACGGCAGCAGAGGCGGCUGAGGACAGCGAAGCGCUGGAGGAGCAGCUGGAGGAGCAGCUGGAGGAGAUGCUGGAGGGACGCCGCAGGACCAGCGAAGAGAAAGAGGAGGAGGAAGACUCUGCAGACCUGCUGCCCAUUGUAAACUCAGUGUUUGGACAGGACAGAGAGCUGAGGCCAGAGGAGCUUGAAGAGCUCCGCAUGGCGUUUGUGGAGUUUGACAAGAACAAGAAGGGCUACAUCAGUCACAGAGACCUGGGGGAGUGCAUGAGGACGAUGGGAUACAUGCCCACCGAGAUGGAGCUCAUCGAACUGAGCCAACAGAUCAGCGGAGGCAAGCUUGACUUUGAGGAUUUUGUGGAGCUGAUGGGCCCAAAGCUGCUGGCAGAGACAGCAGACAUGAUCGGAGUCAAAGAGCUACGAGACGCAUUCAAAGAGUUUGACUCCGACGGUGACGGUCAGAUCAGUUUGACGGAGCUGCGUGAAGCCAUGAAGAAGCUGAUGGGCGAACAAGUGACCAACAGAGAGAUCAGCGAGAUCCUAAAGGACGUCGACCUCAACGGAGACGGCCAGGUGGACUUUGAGGGUAAGAGAGAAUUUCGACGCGACCAUUUCAGCAUCCAUGUUUGCAUUCAUUUCUCUGGUUUUCUCAGAGUUUGUGCGGAUGAUGUCUCGGUGAUCAGCCCGGCUGCCCCGGAGACGACGCAGGGAAAGGGAACACUGUACUGCAGUGAACUUUAUUUUUAUUGUGAUAAACAUAUAUAUUUUUGUAUUAAAUAGUGACACGGGAAAAUAUAUAACAAAGGUGAAUGAAAGAAUACGAACAGCAGUGCAAUACAUAUCAGUUUUACAAAAGAAAAGUGUAUAAUUUCCUGUUUUUUAACACAUUUUUAUAUGUGAGUGGUUGGU